UUUUUUGUCCUCUUCUUUUCUCUCUCUCUCCCAGCUGCGCCCUCCCCCGUGCUCCUCGCGUCCGCGACGAAAAGUAUAUUUAGGCUUUUCCGCGGAGAGAAAAGAGCCGGCCGAAGGGAGAAAGUGCGGAGACGCCGCUAAACGGAGAGACGGAGAGAGGCAGACGACGUUUGCGCCUCUGCGCUCGCUUCUCGUCGCACGUUAGCACGGCGAGCGUAGGCGGGAGGAGAGGAUGAAUUCGCUAAAUGCGGGAGAACGAUAUGUUCAACAGAAAGUUUAACGGGAAAUCGUAUUUAUGCGUAUCCGCGCGCGAUAAAGCAGAUGCUUUAAGCCCCCGUCGAGUUUUCAAGGGGGGCACGGAAGGACACGGGUGAAGAGUUGAUUUUUCUUGCCGUUAGAGAAAUGCAAUCCCUGCGGGAGCAGGUCUUCCAAGACCUUCAAACCAAAGAAGAACAUCCCGGAGGGCACUCAUCAGUACGACCUGAUGAAACAUGCCGCCGCUACGCUGGGCUCCGGCAACUUGCGACUGGCCGUUAUGCUUCCCGAGGGAGAGGAUCUGAACGAGUGGGUCGCUGUUAACACCGUUGACUUUUUCAAUCAAAUCAACAUGCUGUACGGCACCAUCACGGAAUUCUGCACGGAGGAGAGUUGUCCCAUCAUGUCGGCCGGACCCAAGUACGAGUAUCACUGGGCCGACGGUCACACGGUGAAAAAGCCUAUCAAGUGCUCGGCACCCAAAUAUAUAGACUAUUUAAUGACUUGGGUGCAGGACCAAUUGGACGACGAGACUUUAUUUCCAUCCAAAAUCGGAGUUCCUUUCCCCAAAAAUUUCUUAUCUAUCGCGAAGACUAUCCUGAAGCGGUUAUUCAGAGUGUACGCUCACAUCUAUCAUCAGCACUUUAGCGAGGUCGUGCAGCUCGGCGAGGAAGCGCACUUAAACACGUCGUUCAAGCAUUUCAUAUUCUUCGUUCAGGAAUUUAAUUUGAUCGAGAGAAGGGAAUUGGCGCCUCUGCAGGAGCUAAUAGAGAAACUGACGGCGAAAGACGCGCGAUGAGUCCGCCUACAGUCUACGAGCCGCUCGUCCUCUCGAAACUUUUCCAAAGAAUCUCUCAACCACGCUGUCUUCGCUAACCCGCACGUACAAUUGCAUUAUUUAAACCGAUCUAUUAAUCGCCAACCCCACGAUCUGCCUCCGUCUCGAAGAAUUGGCGGCGAGAAACACUGCUGCCGUUCCGGAAACAAGCAACUGAUAACAGCCAGCAAAUGCACACGGCGUUCGCUCUGAAGCCUUACAUUCUUCUCCGGCGGUGCAUGGAUGUAUUCUAUAUACUCACCGCGUACAUAUACAUAUAUACGUGUACAUGACACAAAGAGAGAGAGAGAGAGAGAGAGAGAGAGAGAGAGAGAGAGAGAGAGAGAGAGAGAGAGAAAACCACUAUCGAGCGGAUAAGGAUAACGAGACGGUAGUUCCGAGACGGCGCGUUCGACUUUGUGACUCGGUUUUCUACGAACGUUUCUCCAAGCACGUUUCAAUCGUAAUUUAUUGCGUUUUAUCAGUUGCACCGCUGAUACGCGAAGGAGAGACAGUCGAGAGCGCGAUUUUUCAGUACAAAGUGCGCAAAUCUCGAGAAAAGGACGUUUCUGAAAGCGCUAGACAGACUCGUCUCUUUUUCGCGCGUGGAGUAUGAUGAAACAAGAUCGCUCGUGAUGCUCGCGGGUCCCGCAAUUUUGUUACUAUUAUCCGCCGCUCUAUUUUCAACUUAUUUUCUGUCCUGGAAACAAAAUCAGCCAAUCUACUAAUUUGUGUUCGCUGAAUCAGAAUAUGUUGGUGAAAACUGGUCAUUGGUUCUACUAGUUCCAAUGAUACAGGAGGUUAAAAUCCUCAAAAACUGCUCUUUUUGAUAUUGUUAGUCGACUGUAACUUUUAAACGUGGCGAGCGUGGCGCAGAGAAAUGUGCUACUUAGUAAACAAAUGAACGAGAAGAUCAGAGUUCAAAUCCACCCACGGAUACCGCUGGUUUUUUCGGACGCUACCUCUCUCUCUCGGAGAGAAGUGGCAACUACCGAGAAUAUCCUGCCACACGUAUUCCUGUUCUCCGAAAAAGGGGGUUGACGAGGGACUAAUAACUCCUCACCGUAAAAAUUCACUGUUGCGAAUACACACAAUGAGACGGAGACAAUUUGUUAUGAGGGUUGGGGCCCAACUUGGGGCUGUACAGCCGGUUAUGAUGAUGUAACUUUUAAACGCAAGUGAUUCGAAAACGUUUCAAGAAGAAGCGUAUAUACAUAUUUUUACUUUACAAAAAAAAAUUGAAAUUUUUGCAAAUAAUUUUUAACUUUAUUUAUUGGGGAUUGUGUAAACUUAUCUACAAUAAAACUAAAAAUCACCUCAGGAAUGCAAAUAUUAUAUUUGCCCGUAAAAUUCCUGAAAAUGUUUCUUAAUAAAGCAGAAGAUAUAAGCUUCCUCUUGAGAUAUUUUCGAUUUAUUUGCCAUGUUUCGUAGUAAAAUGACGGUCGAUCAAAAAAAGGGUUUUGGGGAUUUCAACUCUCUAUCGAAACAAGAACUAGUAAAACUUUUUCACCAAGAUAUUCGGAUUCAGCAACCCCUAAUUAAAGAUUAACUCAUUUUGUUUCCGAGGCAUUUUCGUUGUAGAUCAGUGUUAUCGGAUGUAAAAAUAAUGUCGUUAUUAUUACGAAUGUAGAAAUUAUCAAUCGUGUUUUUUCGUACGUAUUCGUACUACGUAUGGAUGCAGCGACGUAUCGUGAAUUUCGUACGGCUACUCUUACGUUUAGGGAUAGUUUUAUAAACGAUUAUUUCCUACUUCAUCUCUCGGGUUAGCAUCCCGUAUCGUAUUCUUUCUUUAUCGAGGAACUGCACACCGUUGGUAAUAACAUAUUAUUAUGUAUAGUGCCGUUAAAAAAGAAAAGGAAAGAAGAGUUGACGCGCGUAACGCUAUCGUAAUUACUAUGUAACAACUUUAAGAUAUCGUCCUGUUAAGCGCUUAUAGACUUAUUUAUAUACGACUAGGGUUUUUGUACGCGUUUUGUCCCCGUAGAAAGUGAUAUUUCCCGCUUCAGACGCUUUUCAGAUACCCGGUAGUCAGGCGGUCUACGUCGUCUUACUGCAAUUUCCCAUAUAACUCGGCAAUUUUCAGUUUCCGAUUUCUAUUAUCUAAUAGAAAGUAACGUUACGACAACGUGCGUUAUCGACAAAAUAAAAUAUCACGGUGUUUAUUCCGCGAAACGCUAAUCGAUGUGACACGAUACUUCACCGGCUCGUAUUUAUCUUCGUCUACAUCGCCAUCCGAUUGAUUUCAUAUUGCGUUAAUGAGCAAAGGAUUUCUAUCGAGCCAACACUCUAAUCGUCCACGAAGCUCCGAUCCGCAACGUUCGAGUUCGCUUUUCUUUUGCUUUUAGUCGGUACUUAACAAAGAGAACAUCAAUUGUACAACUCUUGGGCUGACUGCGCAUCGCGAAUUGCACAAGUCUCAAGUAUCAUUAAUAAUUGAUCAACAUCGCCGACCGUUAUUGCCACUUACGUGAGACAACUCGACUCGUCACGAACGUAAUUUCGUGGUCUCUUUCGGCAAGCCGCGCGUACGAUGACAACAGGUCUUUAGGGAGACUCCAAAGUGCUGAGGAAAAAGUCUUAGAAAAGUGAAACAUAUUUUUUUCAUUGCAGUAGACGUUAAGAGUUUCGAUCGCGUGAACCUUGUAUAUGUAUACGUAUAUGUAUACAUAUUGCAUAUAUAUAUAAAUAUAUAUAUAUAUCGACGUAUUUUAUUAUAACGACACAAAAUAGUGAUUAACGGCAGCGAAGUAAGGUGAUAGCGCCCGAGGGACAAGGGCGGCGCGUAAUAUACACACUGAACAUGUAGACGUAAAUGAUAAACGAUAGUGAUGGUAAUAUUGUAUUCGGUACUUAAGGAAAGGCGGAGAGAGCGAGAGCGAAGAACAAAAUCGACUGCGUUCUUCGGAGAACUGUUACAAUGGCGCCCGUUUGGUACGCGACGGACGAUAGUCGCCUAUUAGAAGACUACUACAUUCGUUCUCGAUGAGUCCGACCGGUUGCAAAUGGCUAUUUUUGGUCUCGUACGAGUACCAGCGAUGUCUCGACCCUAAUUGCUUUCCAUUCGUCACGUUUAGACGCUUACCUUAGCGACGAUCUCCCCCGAUCGAGGAAAACAACGCGUCCUUUCUCCCUUUCCCCUUGAGCGACUUUCCGCGGCGCGAGUGCCUCAAAACGCGACUGUCCGACACGGUCGUGCGAAUUAUCUGCGAACAAUGCGUUUCGAAAUUAUCCUAAAAUAUUACACGCGGAAAAUUAGCGAAAGAUCGAAAAAAAUGAGCAAUUUUAUGCCGAAAUAGCCGGACUGGCGAGGAUAAACUUCUCGAGUAUUCACACAAAUUCUGUAACUUUUUAUAGAUCUCUAUUAGAUAUAGAUAAAGUAAGUUUUCGAGGACAUUUUCAAGCUCUUAGCUGAACGUCUCGAGAAAGAAAGACGCCUAUCCGCAAGAUUGUUCCUCGUCUUCGGCUCUUUCAGCGUUAAAGAUUAGCGCGCACUAAGUAAUCUACUAAGAUUAGAAAGGAUGAAAAUUAGGGCGAGGCUUGUAGAAGCCGAUUCGGCGAUCCUGAUAAUCUGAUCACAUUCGAAUUGUGAACAUGAACGACGAGCGAUAACUCGAUCGCGUAAAGGGACCAUUUUUUAUGCUAGAAACCUUCUCGAGAUCAUUUCUUUACGCGUCGGGGAGGACGAUCGUGUUGAGAUGAGGUUGUAUUCUCUUCGUUCGGAACGGCCUUUCGCGGAGAGUUCUCGACGACCAACUGUCCGCUCGUCUGAUAGUAACGCUAGUGAUAUAUGUGCAAUGUAAAUAAUAUUUUUCACGAUUAAACCGGAAAACCCCCGGCGUCCUAAUUACGGCGCACGGACCGCGUCUAAAAUGUUUAUAGUCCUGAAUAUAAUCUUGUAAUCUUUCUGUAAUAAAUAUCGUUCCGAUUGUA
Molecule: messenger RNA, 5002 nt
Organism: Vollenhovia emeryi
Lineage: Eukaryota; Metazoa; Arthropoda; Insecta; Hymenoptera; Formicidae
Gene: mats
Product: MOB kinase activator-like 1
Exons: 5
Coding region: 485-1054 (189 amino acids)
Biological process (GO): hippo signaling; positive regulation of protein phosphorylation
Cellular component (GO): nucleus; cytoplasm
Molecular function (GO): protein kinase activator activity
Source: RefSeq, a predicted model, not a curated record